AUGCUAGCAGGGGUCCUGAUCGGCGUGGCGUUUUCCACCGUGUUUCUUCUCCAGCCUUACACGGCCAUCACCAAUGUCUACCUGGAACUGCCGUCACCCGAGAGAGGAGGGGAGUCGGUCGCGAGCCGAUUCGGCGAGGGCAGAGACUUGCAACGACUACUGACGGAGUUGGGAGCCGCACGCGACGGGGUCCCGCACCCGCCCGCGAAACUAGCGGACGAAGCUAAUGCGAAAGGCCCCGUAUAUUACGCAGUGGUAAUGAGCCACCGUCACUCAGCGGACCAGCUAAACGUCCUGAAAGAGACGUGGACUCGUGAAAUUCCUUCCCAUAGGGUCGGGUACUAUAUAAAUUCAGAGGCUGGAGAAGACGUACCUACAGAGGAAGAUAUUGAAGACAGACACUACGGGGAAAUUGAGAGCAGUGAGGCGGUGAUAGAACUGUCCAGCACCGGUGCUGAUUUCUACAGUGAGGUUGUGUCACAUGUGUGCAGACACAAACUGAACCACACGAAAUGGUACCUGCUAGCCGGAGACGACGUCUAUGUAAAGUCAAACGAGUUGGAAUCUCAGCUACAGAGAUAUGAGAAUAUGCCGACGUUAGGGUACCUCGGGAGAAGAAGUAAAGACGAGGAUUCUGCUAGAAGGGAGUGUUUAGAGGGUCCAGGGAUGGUUCUCAACGGAGAGGAGAGGGGGUUGGAGCCUGUCUAA
Geodia barretti is the source of this 708-nucleotide messenger RNA. Lineage: Eukaryota; Metazoa; Porifera; Demospongiae; Tetractinellida; Geodiidae. The record is from the annotation of a GenBank genome assembly.